This is a messenger RNA of Rotaria sp. Silwood2, 330 nucleotides long. Lineage: Eukaryota; Metazoa; Rotifera; Eurotatoria; Philodinida; Philodinidae. The record is from the annotation of a GenBank genome assembly.
AUGUCAUUACAACUUGACGUUAAUGAACCACCACUUCACAAUGCUUCUGCUAAUCCAAUUCCUCUUAUGUCAUUUUAUGCUCCCCCAUGCUCAACUAAAUCUCAUCCUCAAUCACACCGUGGACCACCUCUUCAACGUAAACCACGUUUAUAUAGCACAGUCUGUAGUCAAGCACCACAAGCAAACACUAAUACAAGUCAACACGUCACCAAUCAUCGCUCUGAUAGAUCGUCAACAACCUUCAACACCAUCAACACAACAACAGGAACACGCGACAGUCUUCUCACCAAACCACGAUCAACCAUCUCCUGGAUUAUCAAGUGCUUUUAA